Aegilops tauschii subsp. strangulata is the source of this 1040-nucleotide messenger RNA. RefSeq lists its product as uncharacterized. NCBI's taxonomy places the organism in Eukaryota, Viridiplantae, Streptophyta, Magnoliopsida, Poales, Poaceae. Gene Ontology annotation, cellular component: nucleus. Gene Ontology annotation, molecular function: protein heterodimerization activity; transcription cis-regulatory region binding. The record is from RefSeq and is a predicted model, not a curated record. Gene Ontology annotation, biological process: regulation of DNA-templated transcription.
GACCCACUGCAUCAGCCACAGAAGGUUUCUUCCGGCGCCGCGGCGCCGCCGCCACCAAUGUCCAUCGCGCGGGAAAAUUUCCCCAGCCCCCCGCCACUUCGCUCCACUACCCAAAUCCAAGCACCAUUCGUCCAUCCCCAACAAGAUCUGCCAAAUCCAAGCCCCCUAGCCCAUGGCUACCGUCGCCGCCGCCGCCCCCGAGCACAUCGAGGCGAUGGAGCAAGUUGAAGGGGAGGAGCAGGCGGCUAGAGCAGCCGCAGCCGCCGCCGCCGAUGACGUCGACGUGCCCACCGAUGCGAUGGAGCAAGUUGGAGGGGAUGAGUCGGCGCCAGCCGCCGCCGCCGCUGACGAUGAUGCGGCCGAGCCGAUGGAGCAAGGCGAAGAGGAGGAGGCAACGGAGAUCGACGCGGAGGAGGAGGCGGAUGCUGGCGCCGAGGCGCACAUGGAGGCAUCGGAGCAGGCUGAAGAGGAGGAGCGGGAGGAGGUCCACGCGGUGGCGGUGGCGAAGGAGGAAGCGGAGGCCCAGCCGCUGCAGACGGUGCUCCCGCUGGGCAGGGUGAAGAGGAUCAUGCGGGUCGACAGCGAGAUAAAGAAGGUGACCGCCGAGGCGUCGCUGCUCGUCGCCGCGGCCACCGAGCUCUUCCUCGGCUCCCUCGCCGCCGGCGCCCACACGGCCGCAUCCCAAGGCGGCCGGCGGACGGUGCGCGCCGCGCACGUCCGGGCCGCGGUCCGCGCGCACCGCCCCACCGCCGACUUCCUCCUCGACUGCCUUCCAGCUGCUGCGGAGGCGGCGCCUCGCGUCGCCCGCUCCGGAUCCGAUGGUGCCGCCGCCGUCGCUGAAGCAGCAGUACCCAAGCCGCUGCCACGUGGGACCCGCCGCAUCGACGGAUUCUUCCAGAAGGUCACUUAGAGGUGUCUCUCACCGCGUGUGAUUAUGAACUGCUGCUCCAAGUGGUUAAAAUGUAUUCCUACCUUGCCAUGUGAUGGAAGUGGAACCUAUGAACUUUAUCAAUCUAAGUAUGCAGUUGUCUUUAACCUUA